UAAUAUAAAUAUAUAUUUCUUCCUGAAAAUUCGAAAGAUCUAUAAUAUGUCGAUUCCUUUCAGCGGAACAUUGCGAAGGUCUGGAGGAGUAGUUUCUGCAAUUGGAAAACAGCUAAGAGCUGUGAAUUUGAAAGCUGCGAAAAGAAUUACUGUUAAAUUUGACCCUUUUGGCAACAACGUUACAGAAACAAGAAACUUCCUGCACUAUAUAAGUUCGUCCAAAAUCGCCUUAACAAAUCCUAAUUGUGCUCUGAAAACAGAUAUUGUUUGUGACCGCAGCGAGCCUACUGUAGAUAUCAUCCUUACUCCUUCAAUAGCUGAAACUGCCAAUUACAAAAAAGUCACUCUUAAGAGUGGUAACUUAACUUGUUUGGAGCUGCUACAGUUAUUAAAUAAACAUAUUUCGGCACUAGCACCAGUGGAGCAACCCGUUUCAACAAUCCAGACGAAAUCUGAAAAGAAGACUAAGAAGAAGUGA
Messenger RNA from Cydia amplana, 478 nucleotides. RefSeq names its product large ribosomal subunit protein mL53 (gene mRpL53). Gene Ontology annotation, cellular component: mitochondrial large ribosomal subunit. The record is from RefSeq and is a predicted model, not a curated record. The transcript is spliced from 3 exons. Lineage: Eukaryota; Metazoa; Arthropoda; Insecta; Lepidoptera; Tortricidae. Bases 47 to 478 code for a protein of 143 amino acids.